AUGCUCAAAAAUCGCCAGUUCCUCGUGCUCGUGGCUCUGUUCCUCCAGGGCCUUGCUCUCGCCAGCGCUGAGUAUACCGAGAAGGUCUGGAGUGUGUUCGCAUACACUCUCUACGGAGAUAGUACCCCCGAGGCACUGUUUGAACAGCGUGCGGUAGGCUUGACGGAUUAUGGAGCCAAUCAGCUUGUCACUGCGGGAACAGCCUUCCGGGACCGCUAUGUGUCGUCGGCUGGGAGUAUAAAUGCAACCGAGUUCGCAAUCCAGUCUAUAUCUGCAUCUUGGCUGAUGUCACAGAGCUUGGAGGUACUCUCAACGACUGAGCAAAAUGUUAUUGCCUCGGCGCAAGCAUUUAUGCUUGGGCUUUACCCACCUCUUGGUAGUGAGGGUAUGAACACUACGGAUGACACCGCGAACGGAACGACUUUUUCAGCACCAUUGGACGGAUAUCAAUUCCCCAGGAUUGUUACACUUGGCGAAUCUGAUCCUGGGUCCUUACUUGUAGCUGGCCAGUCAAGCUGCAGCAUGUAUCAAGCUGCAGUCUCUGAAUACCGGAACAGCGGCGAUGCAGCGAUGAUUACGCGGGAUACGGAAGCGUUCUACGGAAAGCUUUUGCAUCAGGUGCUAUCUGGGGCUUUCGAUGAAUCAACGGCGACAUAUGCCAAUGCCGUCACUAUUGCAGACUAUCUAGAAUAUGAAGUUUUGCACAACAGUACUACGUUGGAUCAUCUUUCUGAUGAUGAUCUGAUCCAAGUGCGGUCCUUGGCGGACCAGUUCACCUAUGCUACGAAUGGACAGGGUGCUUCGGCCUUGAGCGGAUCCACCAUUGGUGCCGUCAGUCCCAUUGCAGGUCAAACUCUCGCAGCUAGCAUCCUGAAGUCAUUCAAUAUGUAUAUGACGGAUGGGACUAGCCCGCAAAUGACACUGCUCUUCGGUGGUGACGAACCUGCUGUGGCUUUGGCUUCCCUGGUGGGCUUAGCCAGCGAACAGCAGCCCAACUUCUAUUCCCGUCCCGUUCGAGGUGCCUCUUUGAUAUUUGAACUGUUUAGCUUUGGAACCGAUGCGGAUGAUGAUAGCUACCCAGACAGUAGUGAAAUGUAUGUGCGGUUCUUCUUGCACAACGGGACAGACACUUCGACCAAAUUUAUUUCAUUCCCGCUUUUCGGAAGUGGACCUAGCCAAAGCUAUGUCCCCUGGACAGAUUUUCAGACUGAAAUCGAGACCUUUUCUGUCCAGUCGAUUGAGGAGUGGUGCCUGCGCUGCAAUGCGAGCUCCAUUUUCUGUGCAGGGGCAUUGGACCGCGGUGGCUCUACCCAGAAGAAGAAAAGCAUCGCACCUGCAGUAGCCGGUGUCAUUGGAGCGGUUGUCACGCUGGCCGUGGUUGGAUUGCUAGCUGUGGUUGGAUUCUUCAUUUGCGGGUUGCGUAAGCGCCAAGGAAGUCAUGAGGGAGGUCACAAACCGAGCAUUGGAGGAUUUAAGGGAACCAGCAAGCUUGCUAGCGAUGCAGAUGUUUCUUUCCGCAAUCCCAUUUGGGGAACUGGUAAAACUGCCAACAUGGAACAGGAUGAUGGGGUUGCUGCCGGAGGUGUAAUCGUCCGUGGACAGGAGCGCUUGGGAAGCUGGGAAAUGGGCCAACAAAGUUCGGAAGUACAGAAUAAACAGUCGAUCACCCAGGGAGGAGGUCUUUUCGCUGAACCUUCGGUCCCAGGAGAGGAUUUUGAUGAAUGGCGGCUUCACAGUCUACAGCCUGUCAAGAUCCGCGAAAGUGUCUGA
Molecule: messenger RNA, 1770 nt
Organism: Penicillium longicatenatum
Lineage: Eukaryota; Fungi; Ascomycota; Eurotiomycetes; Eurotiales; Aspergillaceae
Exons: 1
Coding region: 1-1770 (589 amino acids)
Biological process (GO): dephosphorylation
Molecular function (GO): phosphatase activity
Source: RefSeq, a predicted model, not a curated record